This is a messenger RNA of Tuber melanosporum (Perigord truffle), 2945 nucleotides long. RefSeq lists its product as uncharacterized. Gene Ontology annotation, molecular function: hydrolase activity. Lineage: Eukaryota; Fungi; Ascomycota; Pezizomycetes; Pezizales; Tuberaceae. The transcript has 8 exons. Gene Ontology annotation, biological process: protein modification process. The record is from RefSeq and is a predicted model, not a curated record. Gene Ontology annotation, cellular component: P-body. Bases 138 to 2357 code for a protein of 739 amino acids.
CCACAAUCCAACACGCCGGCAUUCAAUAGAUAUCGUGGCACUCACCAUUUACCUGCCCUUUUUCCUCAAACUACAGCAGCAAACCUCAAUUCAACCUGCGACUUGGUACAGACACUCCAUCAUUGAUAACAGCAGCCAUGCACGUUCUGGUGGUAAACGACGACGGACCUCCUUCCCAGCAAUCUUCCCCCUAUAUCCACUCCUUCGUCCACGAGCUGCGAAAAUCAGGCGCGUCAGUAUCCGUGGUCCUCCCUCACGCCCAGCGCUCCUGGGUCGGCAAAGCCCACUUCGUCGGAAAAACGAUCGUCCCGACAUACUUUCGUCCUGGAACCCUGUACACAGAUGAUGGGUCAACCCACGAUCGCCCACGCCUCGAUGGUGGCGAAGAGUGGGUUCUUGUCGAUGGGACGCCCGCUAGUUGUACACAAAUCGGGUUGAACCAUUACUUUCAGGAGAAGGGGCCGAUAGAUAUGGUGGUUUCCGGUCCAAAUUAUGGCAGAAACUCAACCGCCCUUUUCAGUCUUUCCUCCGGAACUGUCGGUGGUGCAAUGGAAGGCGCUUUGUGCGGAAAACGCUCCGUUGCACUAUCGUACGCCUUCUUCAACAGGAACCACGACCCCGUUAUCAUCCGCAGUGCGUCGCUCAUGUCCGUUCGGCUGAUAAAGUACUUGCACGCAAACUGGACCCCGGGGGUCGACUUGUAUGCUAUCAACGUUCCGUUGUUGGAGGGGAUUGACAAACCGGAGAGGAAGAUCCUUUAUACUCACAUUCUGCAGAAUCGCUGGGUUACGGGAUGCUCCUUUGAGGAGUUGGAGGAUGAUGAGGCUGAUAAAUCAGAUACCGGAAGGAGGGAGGCAGAGAUUAGAGGUGAUGUGGGGGAGCACGAGCAUAAGCAUCUGGCUUUGAAGCAUAAGAAGUUUAUUUGGGCCCCAAAGUUUGCCGAUAUACAUCGGUCAGUUGAGGAGUCGGGGCCGGGAAAUGAUGGGUGGGCAGUCGCAAAGGGAUAUGUGAGUAUAACUCCACUGAAGGCAAACUUCAUGCAUUAUGAUGGCCUGGUAGGGCAAGAGCUCAAUAUCAAUGCAAUUGAAUCAAUGGGUUCUCUGCUACUGAAAGCUGGGCCACAAGAGAAGAGCUCUUGCUGGGCUGUUGUGGGAUAUGAGGACGCCUACGUCCAGCCUAAGAUCCAAGCCGCCCUAAAAAAGAGCAUACCGUGUAUCAAGUUUGCUAGCAAUCUUACCGAAGUGCCGUUAGAAAACUCUGAAAAGGUCGUCCAUUGGUCUACGUAUGAAAGCAUUGACUUUGAGAGCGUGCUUCAAAGGCCAGACUCAAUCAUCUGCUGCUCCUAUAUCAUAAGGAAAGCGCUUAUCCGGAAACACUACCUGGCGCAGACCAUCCGCCAGCAUGUUACCAAACAUCCUGAAUCUCCCCUCAGCAAGGCAUUUCCUCUAGCUUGUGAUUUUGAGCUUGACUAUGCUGAGUUCCUUGACGAAGCACUUAUUGAAACCUAUGAGUUAUGUGAUAGUCUCAGGGCGAAUGAAGAGAAGAGUGGGAAGGAUAGACAGUGGUGGAUAUUAAAACCUGGAAUGAGUGAUAGAGGGCAAGGUAUCAGGCUAUUUGGCACAAAAGAAGAGCUAACGGCCAUCUUCCAGAGCUUCGAAAGAGCUGAGGACUCGGGUGACGACGCAGACGAGAGCAACGAAGAUCAGGGCAAUAAUAAAGGUACCUCAAUCGUCACCAAUCAGCUCCGCCACUUCAUCGCCCAGAAGUACAUUCAUCCCCCACUCCUAAUAGGGAACCGCAAGUUCCAUUUAAGAACAUAUGUUCUCUCCGUCGGUGGACUGAAGGUCUACGUUUACAAGCGCGUUCUAGCGCUCUUUGCCGCAAAGAUGUAUUCGCCGCCGUGGAAAGAUAGUCAAGACUUAACUGGCCAUUUAACAAAUACCUGUUUACAAAGCGGCGAGCGAGAAGGGAGCGUUAGAUUGUUCUGGGACUUGCAUGCUUCCCUCCCGGGCGGGACUCUGACUCUAGAAACAGUCUGGGGGAAUCUUUGCAAGAUAGUUGCUGAGACAUUUGAAGCGGCAGCGACUGGCCAGAGGGUGCAUUUUCAGACCCUUCCAAACGCCUUUGAAAUCUUCGGCCUAGACUUCAUGAUUGACACCGAUACGAACGUUUACUUGCUCGAGGUUAACUCUUAUCCAGACUUUAAACAGACUGGUGAUAAAUUUUCAGGGUUGAUUGAGGGAUUGUUUGAAGGCGUCGUGGAGGUUGCAGUCACGCCCUUUGUUGGUCUAUCUGGGGUUGGGGGUGGAGUAGAUGACCUCGUGAAGGUUCUGGAUAUUGGGCUGGGGUCUUGGUAAGGGUCUGGGGGUGUAGGCGAGGGCCUGGCUGAGUGAGUAGUCGCUGUCAUCUAGUUCGUUGAACGUGUUUCACACGUGGGUUUAGAGCCCCCAGCGAAGUGAAGGGCGCGUAUAUGUUAUGGUACCGGCAGUGAUCCCAUGGCCAGUCUAGACCAUGGUCCUGACCACCGGUCGGCAGUCCGGCUAGUCCGGUCUUGGUUUUAAAAAGCCUGGGCUGGCGGCUGCCGGGCCGGGUCAUGGCGCAACCCAGGCCAGAUCAGCCAGAUGUCAGGGUGAAGGCGCCUAUUGCCCUGGUAAUCCAAAGAUAUCUGGACGGACAACCUGCAGGCUUUCCACGUUUAAUCGCUCAGAAUGGGAUAACCGUGCUAAAGUUCUUGCCAAAAGUGUGAAACUGCGAGCAAUUGCAAAUUUUGCAGCACAUCUACGAGAUGCCCAACAGUUCAAUGUCAGAUUCCGCUCAAUGUCAAAUUUCACAAACUACUUUUAAACUUACCUCGAUCGCAAUAAAACCUCUGAAAAUUAUACAGACAUAGAAGCUUGUAUUGAUAGUACUUGUGAUAUGUUAAUAGAAUGAGAAAAAACCAAAUG